UCACCUCAUGUUCUUUAGCUGGAAUGAACUAUCCCCGUUGAUUGACUGCUCCUACAGCCAAGGGGGGCGCUGCUUUUGCACCGGCUCGCCAAUGCGCGCUGGCUGUGGGAACCCUGCUGAUCCGACCGCUGUAAACAAAAGCAUGAGCGAGUUUCACUAGCGCACUGACACCUGUCUGCAAAGGCCGGAGGAGAGAGAGAGAGAAAAAGAGAGAGAGAGAGAGAGAGAGAGAGAGAGAGAGAGAGAGAGAGAGAGACGCUGGAUAUAGAUCGCGGUCAGACAACCAAAACAAAGACAUUUGGUUCAAAGAUGAAAACGAACAACAACCGAGACGCAGAGAAGAACGGGAGAGCUUUGAAGGGACCCAGUUACCCGGGGGAUCAGAAGGCAAAGCUGAGUGCGAACGCCAAUAAGAAAUGGGUGAGACUCGCCACUGUGGUCGCGUAUUUCCUUUGCGUGUCGUUGGCCGCUGUCAUCCUGGUCAUUUAUUACGGACUCAUCUGGGAGCCGGUGAAAAGAAUCCUGAGCGCCGGGCAAGAGGGCAGCAUCAGCACCCUGGACAGCGACGCGUCAGUAAUUAAUAACAGCAGGAGCGCAGCGGCGGUGUCUGCCCCGGCGGCGGCGGCGGCGGCGCCGGGCGCAUACACUUCACAGCACCAAUCCUUCAAAUCCACUCAAAACAGUACUUCGACCAGUAUUACUGCUAUUAAUGCACAUAAUAUCAGUUCCGCGCCGCUGCCGGCCCGCAGAGACGAGGCAGCUUCAAGAAGCCGGGUUUCCAGGUACAAACGGAGGUUGGUGCCGCAAUUAGGGUCGUUUAUUGCGGCCGCUGAAGGGUCCGGGAGUUCGGCCGGCCGGGAAGAAGCAGCGAGUGAGGAUGUUUUUAGUGGAUAUAUGAUGACUCUCCCGCUUGGGGCAGGCGCUGUUGUUAAUUCGAGGUCUGUGAGAAGGGCGCAAAGAUCGGUCCACGACGGGGCAUCAGGCGCAACUGCCCCGAAAGCGACUCGAAUGGGCGAUAAUGAUGUCAAAGCACCGCUUGUGACAGCAACUGGAUCCGGGGAGCCGAGAAAGGAGACUCUUGGGGAGUUGUGGAUGAGGAUUUCAACCCAGCUGAGAAAUCGAUUAGUAUCGGCUCCAGUGCCGCUGCCAAAGAGAGUCGAUUAAAACGCAGUGGCGGCGAAUGAUGUUAUUUAUUAUUGUUUAUUUAAGUACAGUCGAAACAAUAUGAAGUGUACACUUUGGGAAGUGGGUUGACUUUCAUUGGGUUCUGAUUGAAUUUAACCAGCAAGCACCCCUCUCUUCGUCUUUCACUCCGUGAUGUAAUGUUAUGUUAUAUUUGCCAUUCCGAAAGCCAGGGGCAGCGGGGUAAUUGCAGUUAACCGGCGCAAGAUCCGCUUUUAAUCAGAAGAAUCGAUCUAAAGACUUUGAACUUGCAUGGGAGGAAAAGUAACAGAGCUGUGUGGGGUGAUGACAUCAAAAAGGGGCGGUCUAGUUCGGCUGAUCUAGAGGCGGAUCCAAAUACCGCCGCUUUAAAAUCAUAACUGGUUUUUUUUGUUUUGUUUUUUAGAAGUUUUCUUUUGAUUUUCUACAGGCAACAGUAACACAAUUAUAUGUCUACUGGUGUGUGUGUGUGUGUGUUUCAUUCAAAAGCUGCGUACUUUAUCAAUUAUUGAAACAGUGGCGGUAAUCGACCGCCGUUUAGAUCGAUUAAGCUUACCCUGGUGUUAGUGCCAAGAGAACUACAACGUAUUCCAUAUUAGCAUUGUCAAAUAAGAUGUCUAACCUGAUAUAAUAUAUAAACUGUAUCAGUGUCCUUAUUCCGAGAGUAUGGAUGCC
Molecule: messenger RNA, 1836 nt
Organism: Polyodon spathula (Mississippi paddlefish)
Lineage: Eukaryota; Metazoa; Chordata; Actinopteri; Acipenseriformes; Polyodontidae
Exons: 1
Coding region: 310-1164 (284 amino acids)
Source: RefSeq, a predicted model, not a curated record